UGAAAAACCGAUUGGAUUUUUUUGAAAAAGUUUUUUCUGUUUUGAUUUUUAAAUUAAAAAUUUUUGAAUCUUGUUUUACAAAUUGUGACCUGUGUACCUAUUGAAUUAUGAUGAACGAACCUUUGAAAGUAUUUUAUUUUAAUUCGCGAUGGAAUACAUUCGUUUUCGAUGAGAAACUUUACUCUCAGUGGUUAUCAUCAUUCAAUGAAAAGCACCGAGAUUUACCUGUUGCUAUUGUUUCCAUUGUCGGUGAUGCGAGAAAAAGAAAAUCUUUUCUUUUGAACUUUUUCCUUCGAUAUUUACAACGACACGAUCAAGAAGAUUGGAUUGGUGAUCUGGAUGAACCAUUAAGAGGUUUCUCAUGGAGAGAUGACGUCGAGCGAGAUACUAUUGGAAUCGCUUUAUGGCCUAAACCUUUUGUAUUGACACGAAAAGAUGGUUCAAAAAUUGUUGUUAUUUUAAUGGACAUUCAGGGUUUUUAUGAUGAUCAUAAUGACCACGAUACAAUCGGUCAAUUUUUCAUCAUUUCAACAAUUAUUUCAUCGAUUCAAAUCUAUAAUCAGAAGGGAAACAUUCAAUCAAAUGAUUUUACAAUUUUAUCAAAAUUCAGUGAAUAUGCUAAUAAAGUCGGGUUAGAAAAUGGUGUUGACGGCUUUCAGCGAUUGCUGUUCGUGAUCCGAAUUUUGUCUAAGUCAAGAGAACUUGAAUUUGGAUUCAAGGGGGGAAACAAUUACCUGAAAUACAAGAAAGAAAUUCAUCUGGAUAAAUUUUGUUCUCCAUGGGCAAACUUGGAGAAGUGUUAUUCGGACAUAGGUUUUUUCUUGUUACCUUCAAUUGGAGAUCGAGCUGAAGAUCUUGAUUUUAAUGGAAAAAUAAGUAAACUGAAACCUGAAUUUGUCAAAGCUCUUAGAGAAUUGGUUCCAUCACUAUUAGCACCAGACAGAAUUGUCACCAAAUCAAUUGGAGGAGAAGAAGCUCAAUGUUGGCAAGUCCUGAAUAUCUUCAAGAAAUUAGCAGAAAGUAAAGCAAUGGAAUCAAUUAAGAAAUCUCAAACUAUAAAAGACAUCUCGCAAAUCAUUAAGGCUUCUUAUCAUUCCAAAACCCUUUUCCAUUUCACUUUUCAAGAGAAAGGGUUUCUUUUUGCCCAGGAAUUGUCUAUUCGAAUGUACGACAACGAAAUACAAUUAGUUCAUGGUGAAAAAAUGCUCGCGUCUUCUGCUCGGGAUGAUUUGUUUGUUUACUUUGGAAGUUUGCUAAAUAAUUACAUCAAGAUUAAUGAAGCUUCCAUCAAUAGACCGAGUAAAAUUGAUUGGGUCAAGAUGAUCGGAGUUGGAGCAUUUGUUGCCUUUACUGUAGCGAGUCUUGUCUUGCUGAAAAGGCCAUGAACUUUUAAAAUGUUUCUUAACACUCAUUUGAAACUAAAAGAUAUAUGUAUCCUAAAUGCUCCCUUUGUGAAAUUUUUCAGAAAUUGAUAAAAUUUUGAUAAUCGACUCGAAAGCAAUCAAAUGGAAGUACACGCGCUAAGGAAAUCGACAGGACUGGAGUUCCAACCAAUAAUUUAAUAGAUUGGGUCACUAAUAAUAUAAUUAGAGGUGGACGUUUAAUUGGCGCUACUAUUUCUACUCUUAUUUUGCGAAAUAAGCCUACAAAAAAACUCAUAAAGUCAUGAGUUGUACUUUUCUCAACAUUUAACGUUAUAUGGAACCUCAACUUGGAGCUGAAAGACUCAAAAAGUACAAAUAAUAUUUAUUAAAUAUCUCCUUUGAAAGAUUCAUUCAAAAUGUCCAAAUUUUGAUCACACUUUCGAUUCUAAAGCUUUCUCGAUGAAGCGGAGUGACAUUGAUUCGAUGGAGAUCUGUAAAUACAAACGGUGUCUCAAAAAACACUCGCCCAAAUGGAAACACAUCUUUCAUACUGGAAACUUUCGAGUCAAUUUCCUCAUUGUGAGCAGAAUAAAUUCGACCAAUUCCGAAAAGAGCCGAAAAACUGUUAAUUGGCAAAGAUCACACGUUCUCAGCAUAUCGGUAUCCAAAGUGACCAUAAAAUUAUUCAAUUUCUGUGGACUCAAAAGUCUUGAAAUUACAGUUAAUCCAUUAAUAAAAGCGGAUGAUUUCUGUAAUUUAAGACUGUGAAAUUUUCCAUAGUAUCCUAAACAUGUAAUGAUUUAAUAUAAUUUCAAUUUGACGUUGUUAUUGGAUAUAAGAUAUUAACGUUAUUAUCAAAAUGAUAAGUUGAUUUAUGAGAACCAUGAUAACGAUAAAUGAUGAUGAUGAGAGUCAAUUAUAACUUUCAUGUUAUCUGUUGCUAUUUUCAAAAUGAAACUACUAACAAGCCAAUGACAAUAUCAUCAUCUCAUGGAUGUUAGUUUAACUUGAACAUGAUGAGAGUAUAUUAAUUAUCAUCUAAAAGGAAAUGGAAAGAUGACAAUAAUGAUGAUAAUAAAUGAAACCUUCAAAAUGAAAAACAAUCUCAUCUCAUGAAAGAUCAUACCAAUAGUUUGGAUUGUGAAAAACUGGACAUGGAUUGAUUAGAUUCAUCAUGAUGAUGGUCAUCAUCAUCAUCGAUUGGUCAUCAUUUUCAUUCUCGUUCAUCUCAGUAAUAUCAUGUUGUCUUACUAUCUAACAUUAAUAUCUUUAUUAUUAUCAUCAUUAUCAUCUCUUGAAAUGUGAUAUUUUCAGAGGAUAAAUGCAAUUGGAAGACAAAUGAAGAUGGAGGAA
This is a messenger RNA of Panonychus citri (citrus red mite), 2717 nucleotides long. RefSeq names its product atlastin-2-like. The record is from RefSeq and is a predicted model, not a curated record. Lineage: Eukaryota; Metazoa; Arthropoda; Arachnida; Trombidiformes; Tetranychidae. Bases 108 to 1385 code for a protein of 425 amino acids. The transcript has 2 exons. Gene Ontology annotation, molecular function: GTP binding; GTPase activity.